AUGAAAAAGCGGCAAACACCACACCCUACAGGUAUAAGUUCUUAUUUCUUUCAACAGUUGGUUCAACCCACAGACACGCAUACAGAUACUUCCACAACGACGGAAGAUAAUAAUAAGAAGAAAAAUAAGAUUGACAAGGAAAUUGAGAAUGUGCUUAGUCAAGAUGAACUGAAUCGGAGAACUGCAGUUAUUUUAAAAGACGCCUUUACAUCAGUAGAGGCAAAGAAGUUACUGCACCGUUCCGCAGAAGAAGAACACCAUCGUUCAGACACCCUUGAGGAGUUUUUAAAGGUCUCAUGGGAACGAGUGGAGGAAAUCAUUGAACGUAAUAAAGCCCGACGGCAGAUAUUUGAAAAUGAACUUCCUCACGCACUCACUCCAAUGAAUACAUACAUCUAUUGGACUCCAGACACAGUAGCCACGCGGUAUAAGUUUCCAGGUCCAAACGAGUUUGGAUUCCGCUCACGUGUACCUGCCAAUAUCACUUAUACAGAUACGAAUGAUAUGGAAAAGAAGGAAACCACUCCAACACCUCCUUUGGGUGAUGAGGAUAGUCAUACCAACCCAGCACAAAUGGAUUCAACACAAACUUUUCCUUCCAUACCAAUCCAAAAUAAUAUUACUACUACUAAUAAUAAUGCUAGUAGUAAUAAUAGUAAUAAUACGAAUACAAAUACUAUUGCUGAUACGACUAGUGUUACUAGCGGUGCCGCUACUGCACCUGGAAAACACCGUGCAAAGGCGUGGACCAUGACGAAUAGAGAUCUUCUCGACCCGUCCAAAUCUCCACAUUGUCUUCGACGGUUAUUUGCUCCUAUUUUAAGGCAAAGAGAACAACUUCCCAAAUCUCUUACACUCUUGCUUAACGCCGUGCAACGUCUCCAAACAGAGCGUUUUCCUGAAAUUGAGGCGAUUAUUGAAAAGGGAUUUUUUGAUAUGCCGGUACAUCGUUCAUUUCGAUCUAUUUCUUCUUUUGUUUCACGCUACCUUACAGAGGCUGCGAAAGGUGAAACGGAAGAGCGGGAGUUCAGUAAAGAAUAUAAAGCUGAAGCCAAAAAAUUAACAGACGCGUAUGAAAAAUUACGUCAACUAGAGGCUAAGAAAACUACAUCAUCUUCACGCGAUAGUGCAGCAGAAGUUGUAUACAGCACUCUAUUAACAGAGUUACGCGAACGAAAAGAACUUCAUGAACGAUGUAAUGAAGAAAUGAAGAGUAUUACAGAAGCUGCUUCUGCGGAAUUAAAAGAACUAGAUAGGGUUUUACAAGAAUGUGAUAAUGAUUCCCGAAAAACACUUAGCGAUCUUGAAGAAAAUGCCAAAAAAUAUAUGUCAGGUUUAAAUGAGGCAUGUGAGCAUAUAAAGGCCUCAAAGGAAGAAAUUCAUCAUAUUUACCAGCGUGAACAUAAACUAUUACAGGAUUCUAUAGACUCUAAACUUUACCGUGCCAAAAAGAGUGAAGAACAACAAGAGAAAAUUGCCCGUCGUAUUCGGGAACUUGCAAAGGAAUGGUAUUCGGAACAGGUAAAAUAUGAAAACCUUGUUCAGGAAAUUAUUGAGGAACGUGUUUCCCUUCGUCAGUUAGACCUUAGUCAUAAUCAACUCGUCACAGAGUUAGAGGCACGAGUCUCUUCAGCGGGAUUUGAGAUGUUAGACUGGGUCUCUGACGCCCUUCGGCAAUCUGAAGAGUGUCGAGCUCGACUCAUCACAGAAUGUCGACAACACAUUGGACGACUAAAAACAGAAGAUCAUUAUAGACGUUGUCGAGUGGCUGGAUAUAUGUCUGAGAAUGCGUUAUAUUGGUCACGCUGUUUGCAAGAUCUUGCUGUCUUGUGUGAAAGUCACUAUGAUCUUCUCUCGGAGAAGUGUAAUGCCUCUUUACAGAUGCGUUAUCUCCUCGCCUAUGAGAAGGAUCAAGUGGUAAAAGAUCUGCAGUAUAUCCAGCAAGAAAUACGUAACUUGGAUACCAAAUGGGCUGCCCUUGUUCCACUUCUAGAGGAGUUGGAGAUGCCAGUGCCACCAUUAGCACAAUAUGAACAAGACCCGAAUUGCCUUGAAUUACGUCGUCUUCUCUGCGAACUCGACAGCCACCGGCUUAUUCGAGGUGUGAAUGUUCGGAUUGCUCCGGUGAGUGAGGAGGCACCGGCAUCUACACCGGCUGACACCAUUCAACCUGCUGCUUCGGAUUCCAACGAAUAA
Molecule: messenger RNA, 2196 nt
Organism: Trypanosoma theileri
Lineage: Eukaryota; Euglenozoa; Kinetoplastea; Trypanosomatida; Trypanosomatidae
Exons: 1
Coding region: 1-2196 (731 amino acids)
Source: RefSeq, a predicted model, not a curated record